Molecule: messenger RNA, 1136 nt
Organism: Impatiens glandulifera
Lineage: Eukaryota; Viridiplantae; Streptophyta; Magnoliopsida; Ericales; Balsaminaceae
Product: calcium uniporter protein 4, mitochondrial
Exons: 1
Coding region: 38-1036 (332 amino acids)
Biological process (GO): calcium import into the mitochondrion; mitochondrial calcium ion homeostasis
Cellular component (GO): uniplex complex; mitochondrial inner membrane
Molecular function (GO): uniporter activity; calcium channel activity
Source: RefSeq, a predicted model, not a curated record
UUCUUCUUCAUUGAUAGCUCUCUGUUUUCGCUCAUCAAUGGCGAUUCGGAGAACGCUGGCGAAGCGUUUAUUCAACUAUAGCGGUCAUCCAUUCAAAGAUCAGAUUACUCUCGAGAGUUUUCCUAUUUCUUCUUCGUCGUCGUUCCAGAAGCAUCUAAUUCCUCACAAGGAGGGGAUUUACAGAGAGACUCCGGCGAAUUCUAAAUCUGACGGUAACGUUUUCAUCCGACGGUUUAAUCAAGCGGCCAGGCUUCCGGAGUUCUUGACGAUUCCAGAUGGAGAGAAGCUGAGACACGCUUUGCGAUCGAUUAACCUAACGGAGGGGAUCAACCUUCCGCUUGAAUCAUUCGGUGGAAUGUCGGUUCUGGAGCAGACGAAGAAGAUUUUGAGAUCGUCAAAAUUAGAGAAACUUAGAUCUGAACUUCGAAGUAUUUCAUCGAAUUCAAUUUCUUAUUCCGAGUACACUGAGUUCUGUGUUAAUUUCUGCGGUGGUAAUCGAGAACAAGGAAUUGAGUUUGCCAAACUAUUGGAUGCAUCCGGCAACGUCGUAGUGCUUGACGACGCCGUUUUCCUCCGUCCAGAUCAGGUAAUAACGGUUGCGAAAUCAAUGAAGAAGUUAAUUGCAGAUUCGAUGGCGAAACCUAACGAUCCGAGAAGAAAGGAGUUGGAAGAGAUGGAUAAUCAGAUUGCAGGAAUUGAUCGGAAAGCGGAGGGGCUGGUUAGAGCUGAACUGUAUGGUGGAUUGGCGUUUCUUGUCCUGCAGACAUCUGCGUUCGUAAGGCUGACAUUUUGGGAGUUGGAUUGGGAUGUGAUGGAACCCAUCUGUUUCUUUGCGACAUAUUUCCCUUUUCUGUUGGGUUAUGUGUUUUACCUUAAGACGUAUAAUGAACCAUGUUUCGAAGGAUAUUUUCAGCGACGGUUCAGGACGAAACAGAGGAAGCUAAUGGAGAAACAUAAGUUCGAUAUUCAACGAUAUAACGAGCUUUGUAAAGCGUUCGAUAUUGACUGCAGGGGAAAAAGAGGAUCUCUUCUAUAAGGGAAGAAGAAGAAGAAAAGACUUUCUUUGUAUUUAUGAGAAAUAGAUGUCUUUUCUAAACUUUUAUGGGUUUUUUACUGUGAACCUAACCUAUAACUUU